AUGUUUGGUCACGCGUCCUCAGAUACGCCCAACUCACCCAAAAACGCAGUUAUUACCAAUCCAGCCUUCUCCAAAGCAAUCCAAGACGUCAUCCUGCCCUAUCUUGGUGACCUUAAAAGCUCUACAAUACCAGGAAAUGAAUACAUGGCCUUAGCAAAACUUACACAAGAGUACGAAGGACGUUUUAUGCGUGACAUGAGAGACCUCGACGUGCUAGGUCUAGAUGAGAGAUUGUCGCGAAUAAAUUCGCCUGCGCUACUCCGUACUUCAGAUGGGUCUAUGUAUUUCGAAGCCGGCCAUUCCUAUGCACGGUUGGAGCCGUGGAACCUAAGCAACCAACCUUUGCAUGAGUUGAAGAGCCAAUUUUAUCUCAUUCGUUUGAAAAAAGGUCACCUGAUGACUUUGCUCUCUGGAUACGCCCAGGAGAACCUAGUUGGAGAGGAUAAAGAGAGCGCAUGA
Molecule: messenger RNA, 459 nt
Organism: Aspergillus bombycis
Lineage: Eukaryota; Fungi; Ascomycota; Eurotiomycetes; Eurotiales; Aspergillaceae
Exons: 2
Coding region: 1-459 (152 amino acids)
Source: RefSeq, a predicted model, not a curated record